This is a messenger RNA of Physella acuta, 2700 nucleotides long. RefSeq names its product zinc metalloproteinase nas-15. Gene Ontology annotation, biological process: proteolysis. The record is from RefSeq and is a predicted model, not a curated record. NCBI's taxonomy places the organism in Eukaryota, Metazoa, Mollusca, Gastropoda, Physidae. Gene Ontology annotation, molecular function: zinc ion binding; metalloendopeptidase activity.
UUUUUUUCAAGUAGAGGAACCAAAAUUGGAAAAAAAUAUUAAAUCGUUGUUUCUGCUCUGUCGAGUUUGGUGUUAAUGAUGAACCACGCUAAAAACAUGAGGAUUUGUGCAUUAAUUUUAGUGCUUGCGUUGAUCGGGAAAUCCCAUUCAAAGGCACCGCCUCCUAACUUUAAAAAUCCCUAUGAGAAACAGGAGAAUAAAUCGAUGGACCAACUAAUUACCGGAAUGUUGGGUGGAAUUGACAUCGCCAACAACAUGAUCCUAGGAGACGCCGGGAAAAUUCUGGCAGAGCUAGACAUGUACCUCUCAGAGGGCCAGUUCCUCAGCAUGUACCAACCGCCCAAAGCUGCGGAGAUGGUGAACAUGGGCAUGAUGCCCGCCCCCGUGGGUGUCCAGAUGGACGAGAACUAUUUCUUCUCGGACGAGUACGGCAUCAGGAGCAAGCGGAAGGCGAUCAGAGAGGAGACACUCAGGUGGACCAACGCGGAGAUACCGUACUUGUUCGCCCAGGGCCAUUUUACCAAGGGAGAAGAGUACAUGAUGAGGCGAGCUAUGACGGAGUGGGAACGUUACACCUGUAUGAAAUUUAGACCGGCCACAACCUCUGACAAGAACAGCGUCAGGUUCCAAGGCGGAGUAGGGUGUAACUCAAUGCUGGGGAUGUACGGCGGUGUGCAGAUUUUGAACCUUCAGUCACCAGGAUGUAGAUUUAAAGGGCUGUACCUACACGAGAUCGGCCACGCCAUCGGUCUAGUCCACGAGCACCAGCUGCCCGACAGAGACAACUACAUCAGCAUCCUCUACCACAACGUCGAGCCGCACAUGCGCAUCUGGUUCAACAAGUACUCAACCGCCGAGGUCAACCAGAUGCGCGUGCCUUAUGAGUACUCGUCCGUCAUGCACUACGGUGUCACGGCAUUCUCCAUAGGCGAUGAGAGACAGACAAUUCAGGCCCACGACAGGUCGAAAGAGGAAUCCAUUGGCAAAGUUUAUCUCAAGGAGCUGGCGUACACAGAUGUGUACAUAGUCAACCUCAUGUACAACUGUUCUGGUCACUGCCCAGACCAAAACAAAUGCGGGUCAGACGGCCAUCUUGACCAGAACUGUAACUGUAUCUGUCGGGACGGGAGUUCGGAUUGUGACCGGACCAAACAGGUCAAAAAUGACGCCACCUGCGUGAACACUUACGACAGCUGGGCCUGCUACAUCUGGGCCAAUCAGGGCGAGUGUGAGCGGAACCCACUCUACAUGAGCACCUACUGCACAAAGGCGUGUGGGAAAUGUGGGCCAGAGGCGCAGGCUCAAGGAAAAAACUCCAUUAUGUGGCCUUGGCAAUGGUUCCCCUCUUUUGCCAACAUAAUACCCAAAAAGUGGAGAGCUCUAGGAUCGAUAUGUAAAGACGUGUACCGGCCAGAAAAAUGUUCCGUCUGGAGACAAAGAGGCGACUGUGUCACCAACGCCGGAUGGAUGACGAAACACUGCAAGGCCACGUGCGGGGCCUGUGGUGACGUCACCAAGAAACCCGAAGUGGCCUGUAACGACACAUUUGCAGAGGCCCACAAGUGUGUUGGGUGGGCCAGGGAAGGGGAGUGUGUGGUGAACUCCGCUUGGAUGUUCAAGAACUGCAAGAAAUCCUGCGCUAUGUGCACCGAGACAGAGGUGGAUGGCGGGGGCACCGAGACAGGUGUGGACGAAGACAAAAUGGAUUGUGUUGACAAUGAAGACAAAUGUGCAGACUGGGCAUCAAGAAAUGAAUGUCUAGAAAACCCAGCUUACAUGAUCAUCAACUGUAGGAAGUCUUGUAAGAAAUGUGAUGAUGGUACCUGCAAAAACUUAUACGAUGACUCUCAAUGCAAAAUCUGGGCAGAGAAACAGGAGUGUAUGUUGAACGAAAAAUGGAUGGCCAAGCACUGUGCCAAAUCAUGUGGGCGUGGCUUGUGUGAGGGAAAGACUCCAGAACCAACCACAGCAACAGUUACAGGAGCGGGAACAAGAAGGACAACUUCACCCACUACUGUUGAUGGCAGGUGUACCAACAAACACACCUCAGAUACAGAGUGUGAAAUCUGGGCCAAGAGUGACCACUGCAACAUCAACCCCAGGUGGAUGAGCAAGAAUUGUGCAGCAGCCUGCAAUGCUUGUGGUGGUGGCACAACCAAGGGGACAACACCAAUAGACCCAGAUACAAAAGUGACAACAGUAGGGUGUGAGGACAAGGACAAGGGUUGCGCAGGUUGGGCCAAGCACGGCUUCUGUGACAGCAACCCCCGGUACAACCUGGUUUACUGUAAAAAAUCAUGCAACAGCUGCAACGGUUGUCGAGACGCCGAGUUCUUAUGCUCAGUGUGGGCAAAGGAUGGCCACUGUUUAAAAAACCCAAGCUACAUGUUAAGGCAUUGUCAGAAGUCAUGUACCUCAUGCCAAGCGUCUGCUGACACCGAAAUGCUAAAACCGGAGGAGAACGCAACAACAAAAACGAUGACGUCAUUUCUGCUUGUUUUAUUUACAUUCUUGUUAGCUUUAUAGAUGACGUUAAUUAAACAUAGUUUUUAUAAUAAUGUAGAACAAGAUUAUGUUUUUAAAAACAAUAUGUAAUUCUCCUAUUAAAAUUAUUAUAUGCAAAUCUUUCUUUAAACAUAAUUACAUUGCCAUUCCUGGAAAUCGCUCAAUAGGUGAUAGAAAACUACAAAUCUAAUAUAC